UUCAUCCAAUGGAACCGCCCAGAAAAGGGUGGCCAUUGGCCUGGCUACGGCGAUUAUGUCGACAAGGACUACGACCCGAACCGCUGGGAGGGUCUUCCCAUGAACGUCGAUUACUACGCGUCCAACGGCGUCAAGCAGCUCCAGAAGAUGGGUCUUAACGCCUCCGUCUACAACCCCUACCCCGACUACCAAUCCUCAGAAUACAAGAAACAAUGGGCAGGCGAGUACGCUUCCUGCAGAGGCCCUCGCGGCCAGACACUAGACAAGAGCCCGGAAGACUUGAUCAAGGCCUGGCCACAACUCCCACAAAACUUCCCCAACAUCAGUGUUGGCCAUGAUUUGGGCAUCGAUAUCCAUUCUUGCUUCGACCGCGAGUCGCGCUACUCUCCCUACGACAGCGUGUCCAAGGAUGCUCCCGAUUGGGAGUCUGUCAACUGGGGUCAGCUCCAGAACGAGUGUCUGAGCAAGAACAAGGAGCGAUAUGGCGAACACCAGCGUAGCUCCAUGCAGCUCAGGCCCAGCAGGACAAUGCCCAAGGAAGACGACCACAAGGAGGCUAAGCCCUCAUCCGGUCCCAAACCUCACCACCGUACUGCGAUCCUGAUUCGCACCUGGGAAGGAUACGCAUACACUGAGAACGACCUCCAAGCCAUUCGCUCGCUGGUCACCGAGACUUCCCUUCUCAGCGGUGGAGAGUACCAAGUCUAUCUCUUUGUGAACGUCAAGCAACGCGACGCCGACAUUUACGACAACGAAGAGACAUACAACAGCGUCCUCCACCAAGUCGUUCCCGCCGAACUGCGCCAUAUCUCCGUUCUCUGGACCGAGAAAGUAUGCGAAGAGUGGUAUCCCAAGGUUGGCGAUUGGCAAGUCUACUGGAUGCAAUUCAUGCCUUUGCAGUGGUUCUCAAAGACUCACCCUGAGUUCGACUACAUCUGGAACUGGGAGACUGAUGCUAGGUACACAGGCAACCCUUAUCAUUUCCUCGAACAAGUCAGCUACUUUGCUCAGAAGAUGCCCAGAAAGCAUCUCUGGGAGAGAAACGCUCGUUUCUACCUGCCGGAAGCCCACGGAGACUACCAAUCUUACCUUGCCGAUACUGAUGGAGCCAUUGCCAAUGCGACAAGCAAGGGUAAUAUGACGCCUGUGUGGGGCGCUCUGCCUUAUGCCGCGACUCAGAUCCCUCUCGGCCCAGAGCCACCUACUAGGCAGGAGGACGACGACUUUUCCUGGGGCGUGGACGAAGAAGCCGACCUCAUCACACUCCAACCAAUCUGGGACCCCAACGACACACAAUGGUCCUACCGGCACAAAAUCUGGAACUUCACUCCGGGAAUUCGUCCCAUCUUCACAGCAGAAAACGGAGCAGCCGAAGGUUUCUACCACGAGAGUUUCGAGACUAUCCCCAGACGCGUCUUCAUCAAUACCUUGGCCCGCUUCAGCAAGAGAAUGCUACAUGCCAUGCACGUUGAGAACCUCGAGGGUCGCUCCAUGCAAGCAGAGAUGUGGCCGGCGACUGUUGCCCUCCACCACGGUCUCAAAGCCGUCUACGCUCCCCACCCGAUCUGGUCCUCUCACCACUGGCCUGCGUGGUACGCCGAUGCCAUUUUCAACGCCGAUGCCGGUAUCCCUGCUCGCUGGUCCCAACAAUUCGACUCUGCAUAUGCCCACGACCGCGAAGUCAACUUCAAGACGUGGUCGUGGUAUUACGCUACCGACUUCCCCAGGACGCUGUUCUGGCGGUGGUUGGGCUGGGAAGCUGAGGAUGCUGGUUUGGGCAGUUGGGGAGGCAAGCAGGAUGAGGAGGAAGGCAAGGAGAUCAGAGGGAUUGGGAUGGUGGGUGGAGAUGGCAAGAUGUGUUUGCCUGGUAUGCUGUUGCAUCCUGUCAAGAAGGUCAAGAAA
Messenger RNA from Aureobasidium namibiae CBS 147.97, 1902 nucleotides. RefSeq lists its product as uncharacterized. NCBI's taxonomy places the organism in Eukaryota, Fungi, Ascomycota, Dothideomycetes, Dothideales, Saccotheciaceae. The annotation marks the transcript as partial. The transcript is spliced from 2 exons. The record is from RefSeq and is a predicted model, not a curated record.